Molecule: messenger RNA, 760 nt
Organism: Protopolystoma xenopodis
Lineage: Eukaryota; Metazoa; Platyhelminthes; Monogenea; Polystomatidea; Polystomatidae
Source: the annotation of a GenBank genome assembly
CUAGCUCGCCUUUGACCCUAAUCCAGGCAGCUGCACUUGGGUGGCGAUUGCGAAUGCGAUCGGCUUUGUGCAGUUCUUUUGUUUAGAUCAAUAUCUCUACAUGAGUGAGAUGGAUCAGCGUAUGGGCCGCGAAGCAUCAGGGCCUAGUGCCGCUUUUAUUAAUCAGUGCGCACGCAGUGCUAAGCCGAUCGGCCGUCCACGCAAGACAAGUCUGGGAACACCGAUUCCCGGUCUUACGAACAGUGGAGGCCUACGUCAAGAAAUCAUUCACGUCAAUCCAGACGAUGAAGAAACGAGGCGACUAGUGUCGGGUGGUCGCAGAUCAAAUCAAGCUCUACCAAUUCAUUCGGUUUCUGUCAAAGCUGCUGUUCCCGCUGCUGUCGUUAAACGGCCUGCACGAGUUCGCUUUAAGAGGCGAGUACGCGUUAAUGUUGAUUAUGCUUCAUCAUCUUCGUCUUCAUCUUCUGGGCACGAGGACUCCGAGGGAUCUGCCGCCUCCUCGGACAAUUGCGAUCAGACUGGUCACUAUUAUCCCACGGAGAAGGCCCCUGGCUCUCAGCGCGUCAAAGAUAUGCCGUUGGUCAAGACUAAGAAACAAUCAGCCUCAACAACUUCUGUUGCCGGCGCUGUUGGCCAUGAGUCUGAAACAUCGCUGACUAGCCCAGCAUGUCAACACACUGGAAUAAACUCUUUGACAGGGGACGAAACGUGUGAUACUAGCCCAAUGAGAUUCGAGGAAAAGUUGGAGCCGCCGAAUUAG